AUGGCACUGGUGGAUUUUAGUUGUGUUGGCUUUCUGCUGCUGAUUGCAGUUGGCUUGUCUGUGGAGAUGUUGUUACAAUAUCAUCAAGGACAGGAUCCACAACAAAUCCAUCAGCAACAGCCACCAGUUUUUAGCUCUCAGCAAUCUGUUCAAGAUCCACAAGCAUCAGCUUAUUUUUGGUCCCCAAGAUCUGCAUUGAGUUCUGCUGGGGAAGAUCCUGGGAAGGUUCUUCAAGAGUCUGGGAAUACUCAGUCCAAGCAGCUAAUGCAGAGUCCUGUGGUACCUUUAACCUGGCAUUAUCCCAUCAUUGCAGAAGAAGCCCAACAGCCAGAUGUACCUUUUGAGCUGCGGCUACCUGCCCCUGCCCAGAGUGUUGCAGCACAAUGUGGAGAGAGCUUUGUGCAUGUGGAGGUUAAGAAGGACUUCUUUGGGACUGGCCAGCUGAUAAAUCCUUCAUUCCUCAGUUUAGGAGGCUGUGGAGCUGUAGGUGAAGAUCCAGAUGCUCAAGUGUUCAUCUUUGAAAAUGAACUCCAGGCAUGUGGCAGCUCUUUGAUCAUGUCGGACAGUGAGCUUGUUUACACCUUCACCCUCCUUUACACUCCUGAGGCUUUAGUUGGAACUCCCAUUAUAAGAGCUGAUGCUGCUGCUGUUGGAAUUGAGUGCCAUUAUUCAAGGCUGAAAAAUGUAAGCAGUAAUGUCUUGAUGCCCUCCUGGGUUCCUUUUGCUGGUACAAAAGUUGCACAGGAUGUUUUGGUCUUCUCCCUGAAGCUCAUGACUGAUGACUGGAUGAUUGAGCGGCCAUCCAAUCAGUAUUUUCUGGGGCAGUUCGUGAACAUGGAAGCCUCCGUGAAGCAGUACAACCAUGUUCCUUUGCGUGUCUUUGUGGAUGGCUGUGUGGCUACUGCUGUCCCUGAUGCAAACUCCAUUCCUAGAUAUUCCUUCAUUGAGAAUCAUGGGUGCCUGGUUGAUACAAGGCUUACAGGAUCUCCUUCCAGUUUUAUUCACCGGGUUCAGGGCGAGAAGUUGCAGUUUUAUUUGGAAGCUUUCAGAUUCCAGCAAGCCAGUAGUGGCUCUGUCUUCAUCACAUGCACUCUAAAAGCGGUCAAGUCUUCAAGCCUCAUAAGUCCAGAGAGCAAGGCUUGCUCCUUUGCCAAUAGAUGGACUUCUGCUGAUGACAAUGACCAGGUUUGCAUGUGCUGUGACUCCACAUGUAGCUACAGCAGGAAAGAGAUGGCACUAUCUGAUUCGGGUCUGGUUUCGUUGGGGAAGGCAACCAUUGGCCCCAUUGCAGUCUCUGACUGA
This is a messenger RNA of Xyrauchen texanus (razorback sucker), 1302 nucleotides long. RefSeq names its product zona pellucida sperm-binding protein 3-like. The coding region runs from base 1 to 1302 and encodes 433 amino acids. Gene Ontology annotation, biological process: egg coat formation; binding of sperm to zona pellucida; positive regulation of acrosome reaction. The transcript has 8 exons. Gene Ontology annotation, molecular function: acrosin binding. The record is from RefSeq and is a predicted model, not a curated record. NCBI's taxonomy places the organism in Eukaryota, Metazoa, Chordata, Actinopteri, Cypriniformes, Catostomidae. Gene Ontology annotation, cellular component: extracellular matrix.